AUGCCAGCUAUAGCAGACGAGUCUACUGGGAAAGGCCAGUCCCACAGCACCCACCCCCCGACACUCCUGGACACCUUACAGGGCCGAAAGAGCCUAUUUCGUGUGCCACUGUACCAAUCGUCAGGCGCAGAAGACGGCGCUGAGAAGGUUUAUCAUGCCCGUCGAUCGCACCGGAAGUCGCGCGCUGGAUGUGUGAAAUGCAAGCAACGAAGAGUUAAGUGUGACGAGACUAAGCCCCACUGUCUGCGAUGCCAAAAGCAUGGAGUUGACUGCAGCUAUGACGCCGGUCCAGUUAGCUCUGCGCGUAGCAAGGGUGUGAUAUCCUACUUUAUCGACAAUGUCCCAAGCUUGACCGAGCAGGAAUCAGCGGCAUAUACAAUGUCGCUGCGUGCUGUCUCGUUCAAGUUAGACGAGCUGCUACGCUUGAAGCCUAAAAAUGCUACGAUCCCUACUGUCAGCUCCGAGCGUAGCCAGAACAUGAUGAGGGGUAAAAUGAUCCAGCUGGCGUUCGAUUCACCGUUCCUCAUGCACGCCAUCAUCGGCGCAGCAACAUCCCAUCUCCGCCGCAUCUACCCCGAAGACAACACCUACACGAUGGUGGAGGCCUACCACUGGCAAAAGGCCAUCAAUCAGUACUCCGAGGAGAUCUCCACCGCCGUCGGCCCACACAACAUGGACCCCCUCUACUCCGCCUGUCUCCUCAUGACCAUCCACUCCUUCAGUCUCGAAGAAUACAGCCCCCGCAGCUCCUUCGUCUUCUCCGACGACCCCGAAGCCCUCAACUGGCUGAUGCUCCAAAGCGGCCUGCGCUAUCUCCUCGGGCUGACAGGCCCCUGGGUGACCCAAAGCAUGUGGUGGGACGUCUUCAAGCGGUCUCGCGAGGGUAACCCCCUCUACGACGACCAUCGUCCCGGACGUGUCGACCUACAUCCGGAACUCGCCGACAUCUGCGGCAUAGACGAUACCACCACCGAGGAAACAAACCCCUACCACUGGCCCCUGCGAAUGCUAACCCCCUUGCUCUCCCUCGAGCGCAGCAUCAAGACGUUCAUCCACUAUACGAAUUACAUGGGCCGGCUCCUGCCGGACUACUACGACCAGUUGUUGAAGAAGGACCCGCCUGCAUUGAUUAUCCUCAGCUGGUGGCUGGCCAUGAUAGUAAAUCUCGAUGUCUGGUGGAUGGAAACGAGGGCCAGGUCCGAGUGUGUGGCGAUCUGCAUGUACCUGGAGGAGAGCGAUGAUCCGCGCAUUCUUAGUCUGCUGGAGUUUCCGGCGCAGGCUUGUGGGUAUUUACUCAAGCAUGUGCAGGAGCGGAUUGCGUGUCAGUAUGAUGUGGUGUUGCUGUAA
Molecule: messenger RNA, 1347 nt
Organism: Aspergillus nomiae NRRL 13137
Lineage: Eukaryota; Fungi; Ascomycota; Eurotiomycetes; Eurotiales; Aspergillaceae
Product: Zn(II)2Cys6 transcription factor domain-containing protein
Exons: 4
Coding region: 1-1347 (448 amino acids)
Biological process (GO): regulation of transcription by RNA polymerase II
Molecular function (GO): zinc ion binding; DNA-binding transcription activator activity, RNA polymerase II-specific
Source: RefSeq, a predicted model, not a curated record